AUGCUGAUAGCCCCGUUCCAAUGGGCUGCGAUCUUCCACAAGUCCAGUAUCAUCUUCACCAAAGGGGUGGAGGGGCUCUCGUUCUAUUCUUCCGGAAGUAAGUCGACCACGUAUGAACUCCCUACGAAGGUCUCGUGCGUUCUGUCGAAGCCCUAUCCUGACGUCGGAUGUGGUUGCUAUUCCCGGAGUCGAUUGACUAUGGAAGAAAUGGAGAAAGGCAUUUGCAGCUCGUAUAUCUUCUACAGCCAACGGGCCAUCGAUGAUAUCCUGGACGGAAAACCCAAAUGGUCAACCAUGGACGGCGAAAUUGUGAAUGUUUCCACUAUAGCACGCAACGCAGCAGAGUUGUAG
Messenger RNA from Aspergillus ochraceoroseus IBT 24754, 351 nucleotides. RefSeq lists its product as uncharacterized. NCBI's taxonomy places the organism in Eukaryota, Fungi, Ascomycota, Eurotiomycetes, Eurotiales, Aspergillaceae. The record is from RefSeq and is a predicted model, not a curated record. The coding region runs from base 1 to 351 and encodes 116 amino acids. The transcript is spliced from 3 exons.